CGUGGGGUGAAGCUUGUGUGUUACCUCUGCUCUGGGUCAGUGAUCCGGCUCUUGGGGGCCAUCAGCCACAGCAAGGCAGGGGACAGGCUGGAGGCUCUCGAGGACAUGAUGGAGAUUGGCUCAGGCUCACUCACCCCAAAGGCCAGGAGGAGGAGGAGGAGACCCAUGACUCGGAUCCCCCUGGGGUGCCAGUUCAAGUCCAUGGAUACUGAAGAUGGGGAGCUUCUUGAGCAAGGGGCAGAGGACCCAGGUCAGCUUCAGCCCCAGCAGGAGACGGUGCCUCUGGAUAUCAGAGUGAGGUCCACUGUGGUCCGUGCCAUGCAGGAAGCCCUGUGGAGUCGCAUCCGGGAGCUCCCUGACCUGCUCCUGACGGAGGAGGAGGUAGGAGCCAUUGCUGAGGGCAUUGAGGCAGCCCUCUUCCACCUGACCCAAGACACCAACAUCCGCUACAAGACCAAGUACCGCAGUCUGCUCUUCAACCUGCGGGAUCCCCGGAACUCAGACCUGUUUCUCAAAGUGGCUCACUGUGAUGUCAGCCCUCAUGACCUGGUGAGGAUGAGUUCAAUCCAACUGGCCCCUCAGGAGCUGUCCUGCUGGCGGGACCAGGAGGAGAGAAGGGGCCUGGAGAUCAUUGAGCGACAACAGAAUGAGCCUCAUAGACUUCCUGCCUCCAAACUGACUCACAAGGGUGAAGUGGAGAUCCCACGGGAUAUGGACCAGAUGCUGACCCUGGAGGACCUGGUGGAACCUAUGGUGCACAGAGAAUGCACCUCACAGGCCCUGCUGACCCUGCAAGAGGACACCACGGAGCAGCACCAGCACCACUCCCUAGACCCCAACUUCCUUAUUUGUAACGACUGGAACCCCCCAAGUGAACUGACAGUCUCUGAAGCCACCAUGAACAGUGAGGACAAAGUCAUCCAGAGAGGCUUAAGCCCAGCUUCUGUGUCUUCUCCAGAGAGGCUCAAAGCCAGGGAGAUACCUCCCAAGGAGCCGCAGGACAGGUGUGGAGCUGGGCUCCAGAUGUCUGCUGGGCCCACAAAUGCCCUGCCUAGCCCUCCACCUUGGGAGGGCACACUGGACGUGUUCUCUAUCAAGCGGUUUAAGGCCAAGGCCCAGCUGGUCUCAGGACACACCUGCCAGCUUGCUCAGGCUCUGCCCAAGGUCAUCCGCUCAGCAGGCUGUCUCCCUCCCAAUACUGUCUGGGACCUUCUGGCCAGCUUGUACCCAGCAGGAACCAAGGAGGUCUGCGUGGUCAGACUGUGUCCCCAUGGGGCUCGGGACAUCCAGAAUUACCGCCUGCUCUAUUCCUACCUCAACAACAAACAGAGUCACUGCUUGGCAGCUGUGCAGAGUGUGGGAGUGGUCCUGCUGCCCUUGCCAGCCUUCCAGCCACUGCCCAACAGACUGCGUCCUCUGGGAGGCCCAGGUCUGGAAGCCACUCACUCAAGCCUAUUGCUGGCUGUGCUGCUCCCUAAGGACCAGCUUCCAGCCAUAGCCAUGUCCAACCCUGUGUGGGGCAAGGUUCGCAAGACAGUCUCCUUCAACAGAAAAGUAGAGAUGAGACACUACCAGCCAGAGGACAGGAAGUCAGAGGUCACCCUGAGAAGCUCCCCUUCCCCAGAAGAGGCCCUGGAGCAGAACCAGGCCAAGGGCAGCCUGACUCCAAGGGGCAUCUGUGCUAGGCAGAGCCUCCCUCCAGGCAGGGGGAGGCAGGGACCUGGGUGGGGGCAGCAGCCCCCGGAAGUAGGCUGGGGCCAGCUUGGACAUCGUGAUUCAGCAGCACCAGUUGUCCCUGGCUUUGGCCGUGGACAGCACCCCCACAGGGCCUCAUGUCUCCACCAAGGUCUAUUCUAUCACCUCAAGGCCCUGGUGGCCAUGAGUCACCAGCUCCAAGCCUCACUGUGGUCUGCAGUCCCUGAAGUAUCUGCUCAACCUCCUGAAGUUCUAGAGCCCUCUGGCCCUGCCCCUCACCCCACUUUGGACUGUACAGAUGGAGCUGGCUCUGAGUGUCCCCUCCCUUGA
Nannospalax galili (Upper Galilee mountains blind mole rat) is the source of this 2025-nucleotide messenger RNA. RefSeq names its product SPOC domain containing 1 (gene Spocd1). The record is from RefSeq and is a predicted model, not a curated record. The coding region runs from base 106 to 2025 and encodes 639 amino acids. The transcript has 13 exons. Gene Ontology annotation, cellular component: nucleus. Lineage: Eukaryota; Metazoa; Chordata; Mammalia; Rodentia; Spalacidae. Gene Ontology annotation, biological process: DNA-templated transcription.